Messenger RNA from Glycine soja, 1980 nucleotides. Its product is annotated as fe-S cluster assembly factor HCF101, chloroplastic-like. Gene Ontology annotation, cellular component: chloroplast stroma. The transcript has 15 exons. NCBI's taxonomy places the organism in Eukaryota, Viridiplantae, Streptophyta, Magnoliopsida, Fabales, Fabaceae. Gene Ontology annotation, molecular function: 4 iron, 4 sulfur cluster binding; ATP binding; ATP-dependent FeS chaperone activity. The record is from RefSeq and is a predicted model, not a curated record. Bases 67 to 1659 code for a protein of 530 amino acids. Gene Ontology annotation, biological process: iron-sulfur cluster assembly.
GAAACAUGAGGUUCAGAAACAAACUGUCACUUACCUCACCCUCUUUUUUUCCUCACACACAACACAAUGCAAGUUCUUCAUGCUCCAUCUUCUCCACACUUCUCUAUCCAAACCUCAAAAGCACCACAACUAACAUGGGGUUUGCUUCCUUCUGUGAGUGUAAACUCUUCACCUUUUUCAGCCCUUCAUUUUUCUCUUCACUCCCAAAGGGACCAGCGUUUAUUAUGGAGCCAUAAAAGGGUCACCUCCAGAGCUGCUUCUGUUGAAGUUGGGGAUUCUUCAGUAUCAACUGGAACGGCUGAGGAUGAUGUGUUGAAAGCCUUGUCUCAGAUCAUUGAUCCAGACUUUGGAACAGAUAUUGUUACAUGUGGAUUUGUGAAAGACCUGCAUAUUGAUAAAGCUCUAGGAGAGGUAUCGUUUCGGUUAGAGCUCACUACACCAGCAUGUCCAAUCAAGGACGUGUUUGAGCAGAAGGCAAAUGAAGUGGUGGCAAUGCUCCCUUGGGUCAAGAAUGUAAAAGUUACAAUGUCUGCACAACCAGCUAGACCCAUAUAUGCCGAGCAACUUCCAGCAGGUCUACAGACAAUUUCAAAUAUUGUGGCUGUGUCCAGUUGCAAGGGGGGCGUGGGAAAAUCAACUGUAGCAGUAAACCUUGCUUACACUUUGGCUGAUAUGGGUGCUAGAGUUGGUAUAUUUGAUGCUGAUGUUUAUGGUCCAAGCUUACCAACUAUGGUCUCUCCUGAAAACCGACUGUUAGUAAUGAAUCCAGAGAAGAAGACCAUAAUUCCAACUGAAUACUUGGGAGUGAAGUUGAUCUCUUUUGGAUUUGCUGGACAAGGACGUGCAAUAAUGCGUGGCCCCAUGGUUUCUGGAGUCAUUGAUCAACUUCUGACUACUACUGAGUGGGGUGAGCUGGAUUACCUCAUUAUUGACAUGCCUCCUGGAACUGGAGAUAUUCAACUCACAUUAUGCCAGGUAGUUCCAUUAACUGCUGCUGUAAUUGUUACCACUCCUCAAAAGCUGUCGUUCAUUGAUGUUGCAAAAGGAGUUCGGAUGUUUUCAAAACUUAAGGUGCCUUGUGUUGCUGUUGUGGAGAAUAUGUGUCAUUUUGAUGCUGAUGGAAAACGAUAUUACCCAUUUGGCAGAGGUUCAGGUUCUCAGGUUGUUCAGCAGUUUGGAAUACCUCAUCUAUUUGAUCUCCCUAUUAGACCAACUCUCUCUGCUUCUGGAGACAGUGGAAUGCCUGAAGUGGUAGCUGAUCCUCAAGGUGAAGUUUCCAAGAUAUUCCAAAAUCUAGGAGUAUGUGUUGUUCAGCAGUGUGCCAAAAUACGCCAACAAGUUUCAACUGCGGUCACCUAUGAUAAAUCAAUCAAGGCAAUCAAAGUGAAGGUACCAGAUUCAAAGGAAGAAUUCUUUCUGCAUCCUGCAACAGUGAGACGGAAUGAUCGCUCUGCUCAAAGUGUGGAUGAAUGGACGGGGGAGCAGAAAUUGCAGUACAGUGAUAUUCCUGAAGAUAUUGAACCUGAAGAAAUUCGACCAAUGGGAAAUUAUGCAGUUUCAAUAACUUGGCCUGAUGGGUUUAGUCAGAUUGCUCCUUAUGAUCAAUUGCAGAUGAUUGAACGGCUAGUUGAUGUUUUUGAACCAAGUGUACAAGCAUGAUGAAAAAAAACAUCAGAUGGGUUGUACUGAUGUAGGUGUUGGUAAUAUGGCAAAAAUCAUAUAUACAUGUAUGAUAGCCUCAAUUCAUAGUCCUUCAACAAAUAGGGAUAUUAGAAGAGUCUGAUAGAGCAUUCUGCAAAGGUAUAGGUUGGCCUUGAGAUUCACUGCACUCAACUUUUUUCCUUGGUUUUUGUUGUUCCAUUGGGUAUAAAGCUUUUAUUUUUCAACUGUGAACACAAGUGAAUUAUAUAUUCAUUCACUAGCCUUGUACCAUAAAACCUUCUUCCUUGGGCUUUUCUUUCCUCGGGUACAUUUUGCAAA